Macrosiphum euphorbiae (potato aphid) is the source of this 420-nucleotide messenger RNA. NCBI's taxonomy places the organism in Eukaryota, Metazoa, Arthropoda, Insecta, Hemiptera, Aphididae. The record is from the annotation of a GenBank genome assembly.
AUGAAAAAGGCAGUGGAGGGUUGGAGAGGAGAAAGCCGUCGCUGGGGAAGGUACGACAAUGAUGGACGACACGCGGGGUCGAGGGGAACGACGUCGCCGUACCGGCAUCGGAACACGGACUACAAGAGGCGGGGACGAGCCGGCCGGCCGACGGCGCAGUGUUGCCCGACGUUCACGGCCGAAUUGAACGUGUCACGCACUCGCGCUACACGACCACGUGGCGGUGGCCGGCGGAUAGUGCACGCCGCGUUAGCUUGCGCGUGUCGCCCGGCGCUUUUUUUACGUACGUUUUUUUAUUUCUUUCUCACAUUUUUGCUACCGUCGUUCGAUGACGGUCGCCCAGAAUAUUAUACGGAUAUCGGUUACACCGGCAGGCGGCAGACUCUCCCACCUCCGCAACGGUUGGAUAAAAAAAACUAG